CUCCAAAGUCCUCAUAACGCUUCCUCUUGUAGCGCGAUGGACUCCUUUAAUCUGAAAACCGCUUCUGCAUACCUUAACAAUUUGCUUCUUGCACGUGGGCUUUUGCGCAAUGGGAAACCCAUUGAGUUUGCCAGGCCCUCAAAGGGCGAGGGCGGCGCAGAAGCUACAAUGGCCCAGAUAAUCAACUUAGUACACGACAUGAUUCUGCGAAGAGAUCGCGAACAAGAGCAACGAGAAGCACUGGCCGAAACACUCCGGUCUCUGCGCGGCGAGGCGACGCGAAAUGCACAAACUAUCGAUCGCCUAGAAAUGCGCAACGAGGAUCUUACGCGCCAAUUGUCUCUGGCAAACUCGCAAGAACGCUCUGCAAGAAGUGCGCUGCGCUCCGCCGAGGCGUCCGUGAAGGCGUUGAGAGAAGAGAUGGCAAGAAUGAAAGCGACAGUUCAGCAAAUACGGAUAUCAUGCGCAAACGACGUUCGCAAGCGCGACGUGCAGAUUCAGAGGCUGAAGUCGCACCUGACCGCCCAGCAAAGAGGCAACAAGACGGGACUAGUCGGGGCGAGCAUCACGAUCACUCCUGGGGUCACGGGAGCAAGCGUUAACGGAACUGCGUCGAGACUAGGCGAUGCGCCCGAUGUCGACGAUCCGGAGUACAAUCUCCGCCAGGAAACCACCGAAUUCCUUACGCAGCUCAGUCAGAGCCUCAGCGAUGAGAACGACAAUCUGAUCGGCCUCGUGAGGAGCACGCUGUCCACGCUAAAAGAGCUUCAAGGAAUACCAGACAAUGCCGAGCAAGCCGCCUUAUCCAAUGGUUCUGAAGAUCAGGGCAGCGAUCAGCAUAUGGUUCACACGCUGCCAACUUCUUACGAGUCUCUCGCGAUUGACAUGCACAAUGUCCUUGAAAACCUGCGAACGCUCUUGACCAAUCCCAACUUUGUGUCCAUUGAUGAGGUCACUGCUCGAGAAGAGGAAAUUGCACGGCUACGUGAAGGGUUUGACAAGAUCGAGAUUCGAUGGCGCGAAGCUAUCGCUCUAAUGGACAGCUGGAGAAAGCGUAUGAUGAAUGGUGGCGACACCGUGAAUAUCGAGGAGCUAAAGCAUGGUCUGGGACUAGGUUGUGGUUUCGGAGCUUCAGUCGCUCUGCGAGAUCACGGCGCAACGGAUUCCGAGGCCGAAGAUGAGCCAAGCUUUGAGGAGCCUGCAGACCUUGCGGAUAUAGAGGAGGUUCCGAGCAUGGUUGAGUCGGUUGACUUAGUCCCUAGCAUUAUUCCAGACGAUGGGAAGUCGAAGAAAAGCUCGGCCGCCUACAAAGCACAGCCCCUAAAAGAAAGCACCGGCAAUGCAGUAUCACCGAGGAAGUCUGCACUAAAGAUCCACAAGGAUAAAGAGCCACCAAGUUCAGAGAAUGCAGAGGAGAGACUGGGUUCAGUGACGCGCCAUCCGCGGAAUGGAUCAACGAGCAAGCCUAAGCAAAGCUCAGCAACAGGAAAUGAUAAGGAACCAUCACGCAUUCCACGCAAAACAAAAAAGCGUUUAAGCUCUCCUCACCCACAUGGAGAGGAGCGAAGCCCGAAACGUAAUUCGAGUCCCAAGCUUACCAUGCAAGAAAAACUUAAUAUUGCUCAGGCAGAGGCAGAAGCUGCCGCUGUAGCCGCGGGCUCGGAAGUUGACGAGCUCGAUAUUGAACUAGAGGGGCUGGAGCACGAUCGGGUGCGAAAGGGUGAGAUUGAAAUCCCCAAGCCGAGGGCAAGGAGAGAUCUUGCGAGCAAUUCGAGGAAGACGAAGAUUGGGGGACGACCAAAGCGAAGGAAAUCCACACUAACGCCAGAGGAAUUGGAGAGUCUGAUGUUCGUGAGUUGAUCGCGGAGGGGUCGUGACGGCCGGAGUUACAGCAUUUGAUAAUGCUCGCAGUGUUCAUAGGCUUGUCCUUGGUGUCGGAAGCAAGAUACCCCCUUUCUGAGUGCGCAUAAUUACAAGCCAGGUGACGAUUGAUCUCCACCGUAUGCGUCGUGAAGUCUGCGAGUGGAGGACGUGAGCGGCUUAAAGCUGUCAAGGGGUUGAGCCGGACGAGAGGCAUUUUGAUUGCACAAAAUCGACAUUGCCGCCGUUCAGUAUGCAGAGCAUCAAUCCACCUGCUGCCAACGUGCAGAACCUACCUUGUUCAGUGCCAGUACGCGGCCUUCCGCUGCCCAUCUCGUGAUGCAGCACAACGGCAUGCAAUGCAAGGCACGCGGUAUGGACCAGUGAGGAGACAAGCACGGGAAGAGGCAUUGUCAACAAAUUGAUGGCGUUUUUCCCGAAAGGGUAAUGGCCGCUAAUUUCUUCGACAUGUAUUAUGCUUCUAAGCGCUACGCUAGACCAGGACGUUCACGGCAAUGAAUAUGGACACUGACCAGAUCUCCGAGGGCAAGGGUCAGGUAUCGGUUGGCCGAAUCGAUCAUCUUCAGGUAAACUUGAACGGACGGUAGGCCAGACGGCACAAACGACACAAGCAAGACUCAUGUGCGACGUGGAGGAUAUCCUAGCCAGACUGUAGAACAGCGCAGUUCCAUUUUUCACAGGUUUGGAAGGACGGACGGUCGCGUACCGUCCAACAGGCUCGGGCAAACAUUGAAAUGCUGAAGUGGCCUUCCAGAAAGCCGUCGUCGAUCCUCUCGGGGAGGUUUACAGCUGAGAGGCUGGCUCCAUGGCAUGUCCAUGUCCGGCUCAAAAGCCGCUUGACCAGCGGCAGGGAAGUGCGCAGAUGGUCUGUCGAAUCUCGUCGACAGCAUGCAGGUGUUGAAUGCGUGAUGUCGGACGGGAACAGCACGGUCACUCACGCUCUCAGUCGAGGCGCAGACGGUGAUUGGCUGGCGGGGCUCGGCUGG
This is a messenger RNA of Verruconis gallopava, 2867 nucleotides long. RefSeq lists its product as uncharacterized. The record is from RefSeq and is a predicted model, not a curated record. NCBI's taxonomy places the organism in Eukaryota, Fungi, Ascomycota, Dothideomycetes, Venturiales, Sympoventuriaceae. Bases 37 to 1860 code for a protein of 607 amino acids. The transcript is spliced from 3 exons.